CCACAACCUAGAUCGCCAUUCCAGACGCUCAGUCGUAUCGCGAACAUGCGCGUGUGAGCUCGAUUUGUUGUUUCACGCAGACAAAGCGUUCGAAAGUAGAUUUCUAUUUGGGCUUUUUUUUUCCAACGACAUAUUUUCUCCUCAAGAAUAGGCGACAACUUUAUGCGGCAGUCGAACGGUACUCGCGGUGAGUUAAAGAGGUUUGCUUGACAGCUAUACACGUUCGGCGACUUUCGCGUAGGAAUUGUCUAAGAGUGUCUUCUAUAUAAAGUCAAGAAUUAUGGUGUCAAAAAAACUUUAUCGCUUCCUCCUCGACAUGAGCAUUGAAGGUAACAAAGGGUCUCCGAGCGUCAUUACGCUCGCUUUUUCGAUAUUGACGCAUUUUCUACUCGUGGCUCCUGUGAUAUAUAUCCUGGUAGUCGCUUUUGGACACUACAGUUUCUUCUCUUGGCAUCCGAUUUGCAUGUCUGUUGGGGUCGGUCUGCUGAUCACAGAGGCUGUCUUCAGCAUCUCCGGUGAGGCGUACAUUGCUUCGAGGCUACCCAGGCGUAACCGAGUGACGAUACACUGGAUUCUACACACGAUAGGUCUAACCAUAAUCGGGAUCGGUUUCAUCAUCAUUAUCGUCAACAAGAUAAACAAUGAUAGAAAGCAUUUCGCCACGACUCAUUCACAAUUGGGCUUGGUAACGAUUAUACUGUCCGUUCUGACCGCCACUUUCGGAAUCCUGGCCAACAACACGGUAUGGAUAUAUCCACAAAUAAGACCAGUGCUCAUCAAGGUCGCUCAUGCCUGCGGCGGCAUCGGCAUGAUUAUACUUUUACUGGCGACUCUCAUCAAUGGAACCUACACCAAGUGGUGGCCCGGCACCGUCACGGGAAGAGACUUGAUCUUUGCAUCAUUAUUUUUCGCGGGCGUUUUAAUACUCGUGAAACCGAUACUCGGCGCUUUCUCGAGGUGCAGAGUCGUAUUUGGACCACCCUCGAGUGAUACGUAAGGGUGACGAAAGUCUGAUGUCUGAUCGCGCCGCACCUCGAGAGAAACCAAUUGCGAGAAGUCGUCGCCCUGAGAAACAAAAUAUACUUGAUCGAUCGAAUUAUAUCGAAAAACUAACGAUUAUAAAAAUUGGGUGUCUUGUGUUCUUGAUGUAAUCUUCGUAGAAUACCCAAUGGAAUAGCGAGAAGCCAAAGAUCGUAGAACUAAUCUUGUUAGCUGAAUGUUAUGCCUCACCGAUACCAUCGGGAAAUGUUAUUCAUUGAUAUGAAUAAUAAAGAAAAAAAUACCACGUUCUAUACCAACGAUCAAUCAAUUAUGGCGAAAAAACCCGGUAGCGCAUCGUUGAUACCACAUGAAUAACAAUACUUUAUUGAUUACACACGCAUCAUAUACAUUUAUCUCACACAUUAUAAAUUUAUACAUAUAUACGCGUACGCACGUGUAUGUAUUUUUGUGUGUGGGUGUGCUAUAUAUAUUUUUUAUAAUACAAUGUACAUGUAUAUAUAUAGUAAAACACAACGCGCGUAUUUAUUUGAUAUUUCCACAUAUCUUUAUAUAUACUUUACUUCACAUAUUAACAUGUAAUAACUUUUCUGAAUCGUUAAUAAUUUUUGUCUGAGUUC
This is a messenger RNA of Formica exsecta, 1619 nucleotides long. Its product is annotated as cytochrome b561 domain-containing protein 2-like. The transcript is spliced from 3 exons. Bases 281 to 997 code for a protein of 238 amino acids. Gene Ontology annotation, molecular function: transmembrane monodehydroascorbate reductase activity. The record is from RefSeq and is a predicted model, not a curated record. Lineage: Eukaryota; Metazoa; Arthropoda; Insecta; Hymenoptera; Formicidae.